Messenger RNA from Scutellospora calospora, 199 nucleotides. The record is from the annotation of a GenBank genome assembly. Lineage: Eukaryota; Fungi; Glomeromycota; Glomeromycetes; Diversisporales; Gigasporaceae.
CGACGUACAAUCAGCCUACUUCUUUUGCACAUCAACAUCAGAGUUCUGAAACUUUUGAGGAUAUCAAGAGUAAUAACGAUUCCAAUUUACUUGGAAACCUUAGCAUUGUUAAAAAUAAUUUUGAUAGUCCAUAUAAUAACUGUUCCAUUCAAGCAAGUUUUAGUGAACAACCUCCACAACAACACGCUCAACCUUCUGG